Molecule: messenger RNA, 442 nt
Organism: Moneuplotes crassus
Lineage: Eukaryota; Ciliophora; Spirotrichea; Euplotida; Euplotidae
Source: the annotation of a GenBank genome assembly
UUUUGGGACAAAAUAACUUAGUGAUAGCUUCUCUGGUUUCUGUGGUUGGCAUCCAUUCUAUGGUCAACGCUCAUUCCCCAGUUUCUAGUACAGUUGUUAUUUGCUCUUCCUCUACCUCCAGCAGAUGCUCUACCUUGGCUUCUGCCUCCAGCAGUUGCACCCCCUUGGUUUCUGCUACCACCUUGGCUUCUACCUCCAGCAGCUGCGCCACCCCGGCUUUUAGCUCCAACAUCUUGACGUCUGCUUCCUGCAUCUUGGCUUCUGCUAGCUCCUCCUUGAGCAGCAGAUCCACCCUUCAUCUCAUAAUUAACUCUAUUAGAAUCUGCAGCUACAGCUACUCCAGUUGAUACAGACCCUCCUGAAGUCGCCUGGAGAUUCCUGCUGAUGUAGCUAGCUUGAGCGGUGAUCACCAAGAUAAGUAAAAGUAUUGCAAUAAAUUUCA